AUGGACAAAGACAGCCAUAAAGAAAAUGGAGGGGACACUGGGCUAUCAACUUCCUCAGAACUCCCACAAGACCUUGAAGCACAAUCACUUGCCAAAUUCGACGAUCAAGUGGCCAAAGGACACCUGAUCUAUGAGCCUUCGACGGCCGAGACCGUGGAAGACCAGGGGUUCAAACUCAGUUUUCGAUUUGUGCCACACCUGCGCCGCAAGCCGAUCACGCCAUCAGAUGCGCCUGAACGCAAGACAGGAAAGGGCCACAAUCCCUUUCUCAAUCCCAAGCCGGAAGAGAUCCUUUCUGAGGUCGGGCCAUCGCAUCUUCUGAUCUUGAACAAAUUCAGUGUUUACAGACCGAGUCUGCUGGUCAUUACGAGGCAUUUUGCCCCUCAGUCCGAUGACCUUGAUUUCAGCGACUUGUCGGCCGCCUGGGCAAUCUUGCAACACUUCAAGCAGCGGUAUAUGAUGAUAUACAACUGUGGCUUCGAGUCUGGGUCUAGUCAGGGGCAUAAGCAUCUACAAUUUUGGCCGUAUCCCGAUGAGCAAGAGUUGGGCUUCCAGCUCUUUCCAAACGUGGCUGAGUCGACAGUUAACAUCACGGAUGAUAUCCCUACCGUGCCUCACAGACACUUUGUUCUUCGGUUGCCAACGCACUGUGAUGCAAAUACCCUUGUCCAAGCCUACGGAAAACUUGUCGCAAGAGUUCGUCACAGCCACGCAGAAGCCGGUGGGGGCACCGAUUACAAUGUGAUCCUGGUGAGAGAGUGGAUGUGCCUGAUUCCUCGUCGGCACAGUGGCCUUGAGAGAGGAGCGGGUGCGAACUCUGCGGCGAUGCUGGGACUUGUGUGGGUGGCCAUUGAAGCUGAAAAGGACAUCUGGAAGACUCCUGGGCCAGCGGACUAUCUCAGAUACCUGGGUAUCCCGAGAUAG
This is a messenger RNA of Fonsecaea pedrosoi CBS 271.37, 924 nucleotides long. RefSeq lists its product as uncharacterized. Gene Ontology annotation, biological process: nucleotide metabolic process. The transcript is spliced from 2 exons. The record is from RefSeq and is a predicted model, not a curated record. NCBI's taxonomy places the organism in Eukaryota, Fungi, Ascomycota, Eurotiomycetes, Chaetothyriales, Herpotrichiellaceae. Gene Ontology annotation, molecular function: ATP:ADP adenylyltransferase activity; ATP binding. The coding region runs from base 1 to 924 and encodes 307 amino acids.